Quercus robur (English oak) is the source of this 2742-nucleotide messenger RNA. RefSeq lists its product as uncharacterized. The transcript is spliced from 4 exons. Bases 73 to 2535 code for a protein of 820 amino acids. Lineage: Eukaryota; Viridiplantae; Streptophyta; Magnoliopsida; Fagales; Fagaceae. The record is from RefSeq and is a predicted model, not a curated record.
UCAGACAGUCAGUCUUUUUUUGCUCUAGAAUCCCAGCAACCACAGAGGGGACUGAUCGCGAAAGGACACACUAUGUGGUUUCCUCGUCAAAUCUUCGAACGAGUCUUUGGGUUCUUGAAAUCUUUCUUUAUUCAUAAAUCUUCGAACGAAGAUUCACCAAAGUCAGAACCAAGUGCUUCUUCAUCUUUCUCUUAUGAAAUCAAAGUUGUAGUAGAUUCGGGGAAAAGUAAUUCCGUGACAGACAAGCCACAACAUGUAAACCAACCCACAUUUUCUUCUACACCACUUCAGUCUCCAUCUAAACCACCCAGUUCUAAAAGUUCAAAUCCAUUGCCACAUACAUUUUCUUCUAGACCAUCCACAUCUUCCUCAAACCUAUCACAAUCUUCGCCUAAACCACCUCCUUCAUCUUCUAGUCCAUCUCCAUCAUCCGUUAAACCUCCAGUUGCUUCUUCUACAUCAUAUGCAUCUAUCCUCAAGACCACUGAACCCCCAUCAGCUUAUUCUUCUCCAACUUCCAAAAAACCACCUCAAUCUUCACCUUCAGUGGUCCAAAAUUCAUCUACCUUGGGGCCUCGUCAGACUUCCACUAAUCAACCUCCAGCUUUUAAGCCAAUUCGGCAUACAGCUCCCAAUAAUGUAACAAAUGAAGAAGGGAAAAGCAAUUCCGUGAAAGACAGGUCACAACAUGUUUUGAGUUCUGACAAAGUUUCUAAGAAUUCAAAAGAUUUAAGUCCAUUGCUACCUAUAUCCUCUUCUAAUCAACCCACAUUUUCUUCUACACCACUUCAGUCUCCAUUGAAACCACCCAGUUCUAAAAGUUCAAAUCCAUUGCCACAUACAUUUUCUUCUAUACCCUCCACAUCUUCCUCAAACCUACCACAAUCUUCGUCUAAACCACCUCCCUCGUCUUCUAGUCCAUCUCCAUCAUCCCUUAAACCUCGACUUGCUUCUUCUAUAUCAUAUGCAUCUUUCCCUAAGACCACUGAACCCCCUCCAACUUCCAAAAAACCACAUCAAUCUUCACCUUCAGUGGCCCCAAAUUCAUCUGCCUCGGGGCCUUGUCAGACUUCCACUAAUCAGCCUCCAGCUUUUAAGCCAAUUCUGCAUACAGCUCCCAAUAAUGUAACAGAUGAAGAAGGGAAGAUGAGUUAUAUGUGUGAAAAGGGCACACCCAUAUAUGCUAUUCCUGAGGAUAUCAAAGGUCAGAUCAAGAGAGACAUUGUGCCUCAAGUUCUGAAACAGCCUUUAUCUUCUUCAACUUAUAAGGCUUUUUUUGCUGCUCUGUUAUAUGCUGAGGAUUACUACUUGGAGAAAUGGACUGGUUUCCUAUUGGAGAAAGUGACUUUGGAGUUGGAGAAAGCAACAGUUUAUAAGAAAAAAAACGAGUAUGAAUAUUCUGAUGGAAGUGAUGAGAAGGAUGAUAAAAUCUUUGUAGCAUUUGAGAUUGAUUCUGUUCCUCAGAGGCAGCCGUUCCUUUUAUCAAGGGACAUGGUCUAUGCUCAACCUUCGGAUAAAGAGGUUGAGGCCUUUCAGGGUUUUAUCUAUCGUGUGGUGAAAAGCAAUCGCGUGUUAGUUGAAUUUAGAGACGAUUUUCAUUCACAGCAUCAUCCAAAUCGCAAAUAUGACAUCAGCUUCUCAUUCAACAGAGUUUGUCUGGAAAGGGCUCAUCAAGCUGUUGAUACUGCAAUAGAAACUUCAUCCCAGAACUUCAUCUUUCCUGAAUGUGUCUCUUGGAAGAACAAUGUUAACCCACCUCUGUUUGAUGCCUAUCAUGAACUUGAUAUAGAUGAGUUCCAUGCAGUUCGUCGCAUUCUAAGCUAUCCGGGCUCACCACCUUAUCUUCUUGUGGGCCCGCUCAUUAGCACUGAAGUGGAAAGGUAUGUACCUGAACUAAAAGCAUCAGCAAGAACAGGGGUGGUUGUUUGUGAAGCUGUAAUUGAAAUAUAUAAAACCUCUGAAGAGAAUCGGGUUCUUAUAUGUGCACCUAUAAACCACACAUGCGAUGCGCUAAUGACAAGGUUGAUGGAGGUGAUUCCAGCGUCAGAUAUGUUUAGAGCCAAUGCUGCAUUUCGAGAGAUGGAUAGAGUACCCAGUGACAUUCUGCGCUCAUGUCCUGUAAAAGAUGAAUGUUUUGAAUGUCCCCCACUCCCAAUACUUCAGGAAUUCAAGAUAAUUUUGUCAACUUAUGUGAGUAGCUUUCGACUAUACAACGAAGGCAUAGCUGCUGGACAUUUUAGUCAUAUUUUUCUAGUGGAUGCCUCAUCAACCACAGAGCCGGAGGCAACAAUAGCUUUGGCUAAUUUUGCUAAUGAGAAUACAUCUGUUAUUGUUACUGGUGCACCCAGAGACCAUUCAGGUUGGGACCGUUGGGUCCGCUCUAACAUGGCUAGGAAUUAUGGAUUGAGGAAGUCAUAUUUUGAAAGACUUUGUGAACGGGAGCCAUAUAAAAACCUUAAUCCAAUGUUCAUCACAGAGCUGGUUGACUGUGAGCAACAGUCAGAUGGCAACUAUAGCUCCAUGUCAUUUUAUUGAAUUUCAUGUUUCAAAACUGUUCUUUUAUGAACAGCAAAUGUUGCCACCUUAGUAUCUACAUAAGGUUUUGUUUGUUUGUUUGUUGGUUUUUUUUUUCUUCUCUGCUUUGUCAUCUGAGUUGGUGUGUAUAUAAUUGCAAAGACCUAUGAAAAAUUUUACUUUUAUUUCCUCCUCUCUUUCCAUCUAUUGUAAUAGUUCUUUGCAGUU